CUUCCUGCGGGACAGACUCGCGCCGUCCAGCACGAGAGGGAGAGGACUGUCCGCCACGAAGCAACAUGGAGGAGAGUGACCUGCUCAGAGAGAGACUCCAGGCCAUCACUGAGAAGCAUCAUAUUCAAGAAGACAUUAGGAAGAAGAAACUGGAACUGGACCAAGAGAAACUCAAACUACAGCAUCUGAAGAAAAAGGCUCUGAGAGAGCAGUGGCUGCUGCAAGACUCCCAUAAUGCAGUCGACUGCACACAGCAGCAGAGCCUUCUGUCCGACCAGCAACAGGCCAGAGCGCUGCAGCUCAGGAUCCACAGGAUAGAAAUGGAGGUGGAGUCUCUGGAGAGAGAGGAGUCUAUGAUUAGCACCAACGAGGGCUUCAUCCUCAACAGACUCAAAACUGUGGAGAAAAGUCCAGAAGAAAUUAUCAAGGAAGCCCACAGUAGCUUUGUUCCCGAACCAUUGCAGGUCACCACAGUAAUCCCAGAUGUACCAGAAUUCCUCUCUUCACCAGCUAGUGAACGCUCUGAGCCAAACACACCAAGAAAGAUUCUUGAUGUCCCUCUGGAAGAGCUACACCAACACACCACACUCAAGGGGUCACAUGACCAGCUAUCAGACAAUGAGGUGGAACAUUUGCUGAGAAGUGCUACAGUGCAUCACCAAGUAAAGUACCAAAACUGUUGCCAACAUUCCAGGACGAGGGAGGAACAAAGCUUUUCCAGCCACCGAGAUGAGAGGGACAGAAACCAGGCAGGACACUGUGAUAAGCAUGUCCUCAGAAGACACAUAGCAGAGAAAGACUUUAGUUGUAGUGAAAACUGGCAGAGAAAACCACACAGUGAGCAUCGCUAUAGUAGCCAGGAAAGCUGUUACAUCAGAAAUGAAGGCAGGAACAAGCAAACCAUUCUGAAGGAAAGUCGUUACAAGGCACUGGAUCAUCUCUGUCGCAACCAACAAGACUGUCACUACAGUUCAUACCAAUUGAGGAAUUGCCACAGUAUUCAGGAAGGUGGACCUGCUUGCCACCACCUCAGCAGCAUAACCAGAAGCAGCAGUAGGAUGAAUGGAAGCAGAUCCAAUGGCUAUCAUCCUCUUAGCUCACACGACCAGGAAGUACUAACAGCCUAUCAGCCACAGUUCAGCUACACCCCCAGUUAUAUUCCUCCUACUGAUUAUAUCAGUGAGGAACAUUACUGCUACUGCCUGCCAUCAUACAAGCCAAACAGGCAAACAGAGAACAGCCACAAUCGAGACACCGCUCAGUACAGGGACCCCACUUACCCUCACAGUGUGCCCUCCCCCCUCUACCGAGAUGACCCCCCUUACACAAUCCUUAACACCUUGGACACUACUGAGCCAAUCACAGCCAUCUUCAUGGGGUUUCAGACAGCACGGGAUGACAGCAGGCAGGUUCAAGGGUUUGAAGGCUCCCUCAAGGCCGAGCUGGUCAUCGUUGAAGAUAAUGAAGACUUUAAAGACAGCAACAUGAAGGAUAAGAGGAGCCACGGCCACAUUCGAACAGGAAGUACGAGCAGUGGAACCAUGCAGGGAGUUGGAGACAGGCACACAGAGAGACGGGUGGGACCAGGUAUUAGAAAGAUCCAGAAAAACCAACAAUCGUGCUGUAGUCUCUGCUAACUGGACUAAAAAAAUGUGUGGCUUAGUGUCCGACGCUGAGUCGAGUCUGCUGAACUAAUGACUUUAUUGCAAUGCCUAAUUUAUUUAACACGGUGGUGCUUGAAAUGACCUGUUCUGCUGCAGUGCUCAUUGACUGCUUUUGUGAAAGGGAAGAUGUGAAAUCAUCAUCAGGGCUUCAGCUGUCAUAUUAGGUGUGAUUAACACAUUCUCUGACAAGUGCUGCAAAAAAAAGAACCCUAUUUAAUUUGGCUGCUGAGGGUAAAUGUGUCCUCACAGGAUCAGAUUGUCAACUCUAUCACAUACUAUUGUAUGUCUACUGUCUGUGCAUUCAACACACUUAUUGCUCACCAUGCACCCUACCAUCCAGAUCUGUCUCCCUGCUCCACCAUCAACCCUCACAAAAAGAAAUUCAAGCUGUGAUCCACCUCCAGGUUAUGUUGGCACAUGGCAUUGAAGAAGAUACUAAUAGAGAGAUUACGUCCUUAAACUUAGAUACAGCACUGUCAGAAAGACAUCUACUGUAAUGAAAUGUAUUCCCCACUGCUGUGUGAUCCAUUGUGGUAAAUUUAAAUGUUAUCAAGAAAUGAUCAGACAAAAGAAGGUUUUCAGGGAAUCAUGUUUAAUGUUCAGUUUCAGCUGAAACUGAUUAACAACCCCCUCUGCUACUGAAACUGACCAGAUUAAUAUCCCAGACAUGUAAUUGACUUGAUGCUCCUUCCUUGAAUUUUGUGAGCAGUGUAUUUAUGUUUUUGUCCUAAUAUCUCAGUGGGUUUGUUUGGGACAACCAAAAGGCAGGAUGCAGCCUGCAGGACAUACAAUGCUGAGGUCGGCUCUAAGCAGACAUCCUUGGACCUUCCAGUUUGUUUUGACCAUGCAUUCGUAAUCAGAUACAAUCCCAGCCAUAAAUGUACACAUUAGUGGGGGUGAUGAGUGCGCGAGUCCUCCCUGUUAUUACCUUAUGACUUGAGAUGUGAUUAGCAGUGUUGGGUUUAUUACUCAAAAAAAGCAAUUUGUUACACAGUACGUGUUGCUUUUCUUAAAAGUAAAACAGCACAGGGAAAGUAAUUUCUCACACUACUCAUUACAUUACUUUCAUGUUACUCCAUAAAAUGACCUGAAGAGCAUCGUCUCAUAAUUACCACUUAACAAUAUAAACCGUUGGGUACAGUUUUACACACAACACAAAUCCCAAUCGGAAUGAGGACACACAGGAUAUGUAUGUGCGCAGGUGCUUUAUACAACAUGCCUCAUUCACACAGUGCUUUCUAUCUAACAUUCACACACAUUCAUAAUCAGUUGCACAGGAGAGCAACUCGGGGUUCAGUAUCUUGCCCAAGGACACUUUGGCAUGCAUACUGGAGCAGCCAGGGAUCGAACCACCAACCUUUUGCUCUACCUGCUGAGCUACAGCCACCCCCAUGAACCCAAAGCCAGCAACUUUUUGUAGGGUCUUUAUCUUACAAUAUAAAGCACCUUGAGGUGACUGUUUGUUGUGAUUUGGUGCUAUAUAAAUAAAAUUGAACUGAAUUGAAUUGAACAAAAAGUUGAAAACAAGCCCAAAGAGAUUUCAGAGUGAUUGCCAAAGUGAUUCUACUGUAGAAACAUGAGCAGGUAGAAACAGAGGCUGCAAGCCACAUAGGGUUCAGAGGGGAUUUUGGGUUACAUACAUAGGCCCCACAAAGACCUGAUGCAGAAGUAUAAUUCAGGCCUAAGGCAACAUUUCCCAAACGUUGUGUAAUAAUGUUUUCUUGACAAUAUAACUUUUGGUAAAAAUGACCAUUCCGAGAACAUUCCACAAAUGUUUCCUGGAUUUUCAAACCCGUUGUUUAGGCAACGUUCCACAAAUGUUUCCCAGACCUUUGAACCCACCGUUCGGGUGACAUUCUGUGAAGCUUCCCCUGGACCUUCACUUUCACCAUUCAAGUGUACGCUGUCUUCCCUGGCAGUCGUUCACGGUGAUGUUCCCAUUUUUCUUCCCACUACCCCCGUUGUUGGCAGCGGCUCCAGCUGUUGCUGCUCUCGGGAGGUUGUGUUAGCCAGUGUUACAAACGUAACAAGAUCACCAUUAGCCUGCUUCUGCAUCAGGUCUUUACUACAUACGUAGUAAUUGGUAAUCACAAUCAUUGCGGGGUGCGUCAACCUGACAUGUAGUUACAUUUCUCUAGAGGGUCACAUCAGGUUAUGUCAUAGGUCAUGGCGUUAGGGUUCAGAGGGGAUUUCUGGUUACGUACGUAAGCCCUACAAAGACCCGGUGCAGAACCAUAAUUCAGGCCGCAGCAGCAACUGACACAUCUGCCCAGGAGCAGCAACCUGCUAGUUGACCACACUUACAGCUCCUACCUGGUGAUCUGGUCCUGGUAGUGCAGGGGGAAUCACGAUCCUAACUCUCGUGUUAUUCGUUCCUGAAUCACUAUCCAUACCACUGCUUCUAAUUAUUAAUAAUAUCACAGAUAUCAGCAUCUAUUAGCAAUCAUAAUACAGGAAAAUGCUUUUAACAGAUCAAAUGGAAUAAAUAUGACUGAUAACAGCAAUUAGUAAAGGCGAUCCAAAUGUAAUUAAAUAUUGGUUAAAAAAAAUUCCAUAUGUUUACAAUAUUCAACAAAGCACAGUUUCCCAUUGUUUACAAUGUAAACAAUGCAAGAUUUUAGGCACAACUGUCAGGUACAGUGCAACAAUAUCCAAAAUAAAUCUAGUUUAUAGGAUUUCGUUCCACAAAACCAGAUUAUAGAAUGUCCCCUGAAGUUUAUUCUGCACUUAAAUUUAGAUACGCUUAAAGACAGAAUUUUUGGUUUUUGUUUUAAGAAAUACACAUUUUGAUCCAUUUAUUUAUUAAACAUGUUUUUAUCUAACGUAUUCCACUGUUGAGUGUAUCAGGAAUCAGAUCCUCUGCAGGCACUGAGUCUGUGCAAUAAAGAUAAAGUUGGAUCUCAGCAGAAUCCACAUUUAACAAAUUGUUUACAGACUUCUCUGAAGUGAAGCUUCCUUUAAGAUUUCACACAUUGUAGCUCACAUACCCAGAGAAGGACACGGUGGUUUUCUUUCCAUAACAUAUUUUUUUAAGUUCUGUGGCUCUUUUACAAUGACUGGAGGAAGAACAGAGUUGGGACAAACAGUGGCCCAAAGAUGCUGUACAGGACUGAAUAAUGAUGUCACAGUUUCCUUCAGUCACCUUGUGGUGAUCUAACAGUCAUCACCAAGUUUGAUCAAGUCAGAGUUUCCUGAACAACCAACACAUCUGUGAAAAAGACAAAGAGAAAAAUAGAUGUUUUGUUUAAACAAAAAGUUUUACAAAAAUACUCUUUUCCUGCUUGUAGCUUUUUAAACUCUGUGGUUGCAAUAGACAUUUUUUUUUCUCUUUAGUCAUCAAAUUCUCGUAGACUCACAAAUCUGCUUUAUAUUUCUCUGACUGCUUCUGUAAAUGUGUCCCAAUUCCAUCCAGCUCAACACAAACUUAAAUAAAUGCAUGUGCAGUA
Messenger RNA from Archocentrus centrarchus (flier cichlid), 5110 nucleotides. It is a transcript of the gene palmda, whose product is annotated as palmdelphin a. The coding region runs from base 66 to 1637 and encodes 523 amino acids. Gene Ontology annotation, biological process: regulation of cell shape. The transcript is spliced from 9 exons. Gene Ontology annotation, cellular component: cytoplasm; membrane. The record is from RefSeq and is a predicted model, not a curated record. Lineage: Eukaryota; Metazoa; Chordata; Actinopteri; Cichliformes; Cichlidae.